This is a messenger RNA of Clonostachys rhizophaga, 1989 nucleotides long. Lineage: Eukaryota; Fungi; Ascomycota; Sordariomycetes; Hypocreales; Bionectriaceae. The record is from the annotation of a GenBank genome assembly.
AUGGAUACUUCUGCCGCUGACAGUGAGCCUCAGAGGGCGAGCAAGCUCCGAAAACGGGCGCUCAAAAUCAACAGGACCUGCGUGCCCUGCCGUACGCGCAAGAUCAAGUGCGAUGCGGCCAUGGUCGGCCUCCCCUGCGGUAGUUGUUCCGCUAGGCAGUGUAUGAAUGACUGUGUACUGCCGACCCGUAAGACCCGGACCAAGUUAGUGCGAUGCUACAAAACCUCUGAUACCUGUCGAAAGAGUAUAAACAACCCAGCUGCCCUCAACAGCAAUACCCCAGAUGAACUCCAUCAAUCCAAUCAAGCACAACACUCCGCUAAUGCCGAUUCCCCGGACUAUGGAAGCCCCCAUCAGACUGAGCCAGAUCUGCUCUACAUCAACAUUCUGAACGACGCCGUAAAGGCAUCUGCAGCAUCAAGCCCAAUUCAUUCCGCUUCCGACGCCCCGUACCGUUCAGAGCUUCAACCCAGUCUUACUCCUCGCAACUGUUGUUGGGCCAGGCUCCCCCAAUUGGAUGAUAUUGACAACGAAUAUCUUGCUAAGAAGGGGGUCUUUGAUCUACCUUCACAACAUCACCUAGAUGCCCUCGUGAAGGCAUACUUUGACCACGUACACCCUUUUCUUCCUGUGAUAAACAGAGCAGAGUUUAUACGCGGCUAUGAGUCUGGGGACUGCUCUUUGUUCCUACUCCGUGUUAUGCUGACACCAGCCAGCCUCCACGCAUCAGUAGAUGUGCUAUCGGCCUGUGGCUUUUCCAGCUGCUCAGCUGCGCAAGCGUCAUUCUUUGCCAAGGCCAAUCUGCUCCAUGACCUUGUCGGUGACGACGACCCGUUGGUGAUGCUACAAGGAUCUAUCAUCUUGUGCACGGUGAUUCUUGACCACCCCACGAGCCGGGACUUUGGCUACUGGUUCCACAACGCCAUCAAUCUAGCCACCAAGCUUAAUCUACACGACUCGUACGUGCCUCUCUCCUGGGCUAUGCCACCUGUGUUAUGUAUUAAACGUAUAAAAAUUGACAACAAGGCCCUGUAUAGCUGUGUCCGAGAAAGUAAACCUCGACGAGUCUUGAAGCUGUACCGAAGGAUGUGGCGCCAAAGACUGCUCGGAAAUACCCCUGAAAUCAAGCCGAGGACGGAAGAUGACUGGGAAGCAGAUGAUCUCUCCGCAGCAUCGUCCAGUGGCCUAUUAUCUGCCGUCACUCCCCAGCAAAAAGCUUUACCCAUUGUCCAUUGCGAGUUAUCUCUAAUAUUUGGGCAGUGCUUGUCCGAUAUGAUGAACAAGCCAGAGCAAGAUCCUCGCCUAAUUAUGCACUCACUCGAUGCGUGGCGCAAAUCCCUCGCUGCCAAGAUGCAUGUCAGCGAGGAUACUGGAACUGACGUCUACUAUUUGAAUAUACAAGCUAUGAGCUAUCGGUUUGAGUGUGUCUUGUACCGUCUUAUGCGACGUGUUUGGCAGCAAUCCCAGCAUACGGACCGGGGCGAAUGGGUCAAAGUACGGCUACGGUCAGCCAUCCUUGAGCUAGACACGAUUGCGAUGAGGGUGUUCAGUAGUGGCACCCUUCGGAAUUUCCCCAUGUCUUUUAUCACUACGCUAGCCGCUCUGCUCGCUCUGCAUAUCGAAUCGGCUCUUGACCCAACCGAAACAGACCUCAUACGUUCCAUGGCUGGGAUAUCCAUCAGCCAGAUAAUGAUUAUUCUCAACCACGGAAAGGAAAUACCUGCACUGAAAAGAGCACUUCCAGUAUUUGGAGAAGUUCUUGCACGGAAGCAAUUGUCCUUGAUUUCGCUCGGCAGCCUACAUCAAGAGCCUAUACAGCCGCAGUCGCAAGACAACGCCAUAGACGCUUACACUUCGCCGCGUGGACAGAUGGGCGCAGAUUCGUCUCAAGUAGAGCCGCCCGUGAAUAACCUGUCUCCUGAUAUGGACUUUCUAGGGUUUGAUUUCUUGGAUGAGUGGCAGGUUGGUGACCUGGAGUUCACUAAUUGA